AUGACUUACUACGGCGACAAUGCUCCCGAACUUGCUGGUUCGGUCAUCGCGCUGACAGUGAUCGCUUUCACUCUUUUCGGUUUGCGAGUCUACACGAGACUACACAACAAUGCUUGGGGCUUGGAUGACUGGAGCAUGACAGCCGCAACUGUCCCUUUUACAGGCUUGACGAUAGCAUGCAUUGGCGGCGCCUUCAGUGGAGUUGGAGUCUACGACUCCAGACUAAGUGCACAAGAGAGUUCCCGAGGAAUGCAGUUCUUCUUCUUCUUCGAGGUCUUCUACUGCGCGGCGAUUAUCCCUAUUAAGAUGAGCAUCUCGUUCAUGCUCAUCCGCAUCGCAUCACGGAGGAUGACCUAUAUUUACAGCUUAUACGUCGUUUCAGCUAUGUUCAUUGUCAUGAACUUGAUUGCGAUGUUGUAUAUCAUUUUCCAGUGCGCACCAGUGUCGUACGCCUGGGAUACAUCGACCCCUGGCGGGAAGUGCAACCCAGCGCAGACAUUGGCCGACAUAUACUAUGCGACGACUGCGGUCAACAUUGCGACGGAUUGGUUUUGCGCACUCUUACCCAUACCGCUGCUCUGGAACGUGCAGUUGAACCGUAAUGCUAAGCUUUCGGUCGGUGUGAUUCUCGGCCUCGGUGCCUUAGCAAGUCUAUCAGCAUGCAUCCGCCUUGUCUAUACUGUAAAUCUCACUAGCUCGACCGAUUACCUUCAUGGUGUAUCUAAAGUGAUGUUGUGGGGUUACGCCGAAAAUGGCGUCGGCAUGAUCGUAGGAUGCGUCGCCACACUUCGCCCACUUCUCCAACGCGUACUCAAACUCGGAAGCAGCGGCGGUACAAAUCCUCAGCACACACCUGCAGCAGGCUAUGCGAAACGACCGAUUAUAAAGAGUCGUCUGAGUGGAAGAGACGAGGAGUGGGUAGCCCUUGAGGAUAGCCAAACGGUGAACAUGGUGCACGGACAAGGGACUGUUGGGAGUGAAGAGUACAUUUUACCUGUGAAAGGAGGAGGUAUACAGAUUACCAGAAGCGUAGAGCAGCGAUCCAGCGCCAUGAAAGACUAG
Molecule: messenger RNA, 1062 nt
Organism: Alternaria atra
Lineage: Eukaryota; Fungi; Ascomycota; Dothideomycetes; Pleosporales; Pleosporaceae
Exons: 5
Coding region: 1-1062 (353 amino acids)
Source: RefSeq, a predicted model, not a curated record